CGCGUUCUUUCUUCACUUCAAGUUCUUCGUAUCUCCCACUCAAUCAUCUUGAAAGUUCAAUGUUUUGAUCAUCAAUCUUAAGAAUUCAUACCCAUUUCAUUCAUUAACAAUCUCAAUCUCAACUUCACAAAUCCAACUUCAAAUUCAAGACUUCGAUCACCAAAUUCCAUUUCACCACAUCCUUCGAUUUCAAUGAUUGCAGUUCGAUUGAAUUCAAUUUUACGAAACCAAUUUCUACUCAGUCUAAGAUCACUAAUCUUAUUAGGAAUCUUAUUUAUUACUUUAAUCUUUCUAACGUAUUUUAAAUCAAACCAACAUUUUACAAAAUCAUCAACAUCAUCCAUCAAAUUCCAAUCAUCCUUUCUACAAAGUACUUCUACAUCUGAUGAUAUUUCAUUCAAUCCAAACUCAAUAAAAGAUGCAAGUUUAAAUUACAGAAGGUUCUUAGAAUUAACUACUUCACCCUCGGGGUUCAAUCAACAUCAUCCAACACUAGGAUUCGAUCAUAUUUAUUGUAUUUCGUUACCUGAAAGGAUUGAUCGAAGAAUUACAAUGAAAAAGAUUGCGAAUGCAUUAGGAAUCGAAAUUACAUUUAUAAAUGCUACUUCGAAAGAUUCGAAUAUAAUUAAAUGGAUCAGCGAAAAAGCGUAUGAGAUUAGAAAAGAAAAGAUCAGACAUAUCAAAAAACAUACAGGAAUGAAGUCUAGUCAAAUUGGUGGGAUGGGUGUUGAGUCCAUUUGGUUAACAGUAAAUGAAGGGAAAUUAUCUAAUCAAGACUCUCUAAAAGAUAUUCAUCUACCUGAUUUAGAUUUAUUUGAUAAAGAAUUAAAUGGAAUGAACUGGUUAGAAUAUCUUUGGUCAAUCAAAUCAGAAGAUCAUUCCAAAUUAAAACCCAAGAAUCCUAACUUUAAUGUUACAGAAUCAAUGUGGGAUUUUAAAGAAAAAAUUCCUCAACGUCAAAUCAAUUCUGCAACAGUUUCUACUUUUUAUAAUCAUUUGAAAACGAUUAGAAUGAUUAAAGAAUCUGGUGAUAAAAGUGCUUUGGUUUUAGAAGACGAUGUGGAUUUAGAAUGGGAUUUGGAAAGGAGAUGGAGAACUAUCGAGAGAAGAUUACCUAAAGAUUGGGAAACUGUUUUCUUAGGUCAUUGUUGGGGUAAAGAGAUCUUUGAACCUCAAGUUUUACAUCCAAAUUUACAUAAAUCAACCUCACCAUUAUGUUUACACGGAUACGCAGUCUCAUCCCUAGGGGCCACCAAACUGUUAUCCCUUUUCAAUGAUCCAUGGAUCUCGUUUCAGACUCCGAUAGACACAUGUAUUCCUACAUUUAUAAAAUUAGGUUUAAAAUCAUAUUCCAUAGAGCCACCAAUCAUUAAUCAAUCUAAAAUUUUAAAAAGUGAUAUUCAAAUUGGAAAAGGAUCGAAAUGGAAAGGGUUCUUGGCUGAUAGUGUUUUGGAAAGGAUUUAUAGGUCGGAAGGAGUGAUGAACUCUUAUGUUGAUAAUAUUGAUGAUUCUAAUAAUCUUGAUCCUGCUACUAUUUUUCGGUGGAAAACUUCUUCGACAAAUAUUAAUCCUCAGUUUAUUAAAUGUAAUAAAAAAUUAACUCAAGUCAAUUCAAAUUCAAAUCAUUAAGGAUUUCUCUUUUUAUUUCUCUCUUUUCUUUUUUAUCUCAAUGAAAUAAAUCAGGAAAAACACUUGAAGCUUUAUUUUUCAAAUGAUAAUUUAUUGUGAUCCUUUUUGGUUUAUCAAUCUUAAUUCUUGUUUUUUGUUUUUUGCUUUUUGCUUUCCACUUUUCUCUUUUCCAAUGUUGUAACUUUCAAGUUGUACAAUUUGUUUGUUAUUUUUUAUCAAUCUGUUUUAUAUAAUUAAUAGAAUUGUAAAACUAUAUUUUAAUUUUCAUUUCAAUGUUGUUUUUCAUUUAUUGUUGUUGGUUGUAGCUUUCUAUAUUGGAAUUAUUUUUGUAUAAGAUUUCAGAAAUGUUUUAAAUAAGUACAGUAUGUUUUUUUGGUAACUUUUCAUUGGAUAUAAAAUGAUAGAUUCUUCUUUUCAAGUUUAUAUAAUACAUUAUAUCUU
Melampsora larici-populina 98AG31 is the source of this 2070-nucleotide messenger RNA. RefSeq lists its product as uncharacterized. Lineage: Eukaryota; Fungi; Basidiomycota; Pucciniomycetes; Pucciniales; Melampsoraceae. The record is from RefSeq and is a predicted model, not a curated record. The transcript is spliced from 3 exons. Bases 193 to 1629 code for a protein of 478 amino acids.